Messenger RNA from Syngnathoides biaculeatus (alligator pipefish), 2466 nucleotides. It is a transcript of the gene lrrc23, whose product is annotated as leucine rich repeat containing 23. The transcript has 8 exons. Gene Ontology annotation, cellular component: cytoplasm. Gene Ontology annotation, molecular function: protein binding. NCBI's taxonomy places the organism in Eukaryota, Metazoa, Chordata, Actinopteri, Syngnathiformes, Syngnathidae. The record is from RefSeq and is a predicted model, not a curated record. Bases 119 to 1057 code for a protein of 312 amino acids.
UGGCAACAGACAACACACCGUCCUAUCCCCAAAGCUGCGGGAACGGGUUAAAACGAAAGUUAAUCAGGAAUUAACAUUUCCUCACGAGGUGAAACAGAAUUGCUGAUGACAGAUCCAAAUGGAUGAGGAAGCUGCGUCGUCAGAUGUGGAAAACGGGGAAGAAAAUCAAGACGAGGACGAAGAAGCAAUAGAGGUUCGUCCUUUGGAUCAAGAUGUUAUAAUCCCUGGUCUGUCUUUGCUGUGCCGAACAGGGAACGGAUUGAGACAUGCGUUCAUUAAAGUCGUCCUAAAGGACAAAAGACUUAGCGACAUGGCUGCGAUCAGCAAUUACAUUCACCUUCGGUUCAUGGACGUGUCCAACAACCGCAUUUCUGACCUUUCACCUCUAUCAUCCCUCACUCAGCUUCUUUGGCUCAAGAUGGACAAGAAUUAUGUGACAUGCUUCCCAGGACAAACCUUUUCUCAGCUGGUCUACCUGCAGUGGCUGAGUAUGGCAGCGAACCGGCUCACAGAGGUCGAAGGUCUUGUCGGACCUGCUUUAGAGAGUCUCAAUCUUUCAGGCAACCGGAUUGAGAGAUUAAAUGGGUUUGAGAAUGGCCUUUUUUCCAAACUGGGGACUUUAGAGUUGAGAGGAAACCGCUUGACUACAACUCAUGGCAUUAACCUUCCCAAUCUACAGCGAUUAUAUCUGGCCCAAAACCUUAUUACGAGUCUGGAGGGAUUGGAGAAUUUAGAGAGCCUCACCACACUUCAUCUCCGUAACAACAAACUUGGUAAUCUAGAUGGACUCAGCGCCAACAUGAAAUGUCUCCAGUACAUCAAUGUUAGAAGCAACGACUUUUUAGACGAGACCUGCCUGCGGGCCCUUGGCCUUGUGUCAAAAACCCUGCGAGUCGUGAUCCUCUCCGAGAACCCGCUGGAUGGGACGACAGACUACCGGCCUUAUGUUCUUACUCUUAUUCCCAAACUGGAGCGCCUUGAUAAAGAGCCUGUUUCCCUGGAGGAGAGGGCUGAGGUGUGGAAGGCGAUUAAGGAACUAAAAGAGGAAGCAGGCUAAAUCAACAUUUGUAAUAAUUGCUCCACUUCCUGAAAAAUAUUUGAAAAGAUGUUUUUGGAGGAUGCCAAUGUAGAAACAUUUAGAUUGUUCAUAUAUUACAUAUAGUGUUGUAUGAUGUGCGAUAUUAUUGUUGAUUUAACUUUAUUACAUCUGUUCCAUCAACAAACGGUUUCAAAUCCUGCAUGAACGAACCGUUUUUUUUUUUUUUUUUGCAAUCCUUUAUUUCACCACGUAAUGAUGACACGGCGAAUUUUCAAACACUUCCUUGUUGGGAGCUAUCCAGCUCCAGUUUUAAAGAGACAGUACAGUAUUAUGUUCACUCAAGAUGAGUGUUUCGCGUUCAGUUAAAAUACGAGUACUGUUCUUCCAUCUUCAGUAUCCACGUCAUCAUUGUGCUUUUGCUAAAACGUGAAAGUCAACUUCUCGUUUGCUUGGCAUGUCUUGAAAGAAGUGGGUGCAGCUACAGUUACUUCCUUGUAAUUACGCAACAGCACGACCUUGCAGGUUCUCUCUGCAGAGAACGCCAUGGCGCUAUUCUAGAUUUACCUCACCAGUGAAGGGACAUUGUGAUUUCCUGGACUUGUUGAUGUGAAUUGUUGUUUCCUAGACCGAAAAAUCAGUGUUGAUCAUUAUUCUGAAACAUCUUAAACAUGAUCAGUGUUCACAUAGUUGAAUAUCAUUCAUUAUAAACGUUGUUAAACUUAAAUAAAUUUGUGCUAAAACUACACGGAAAUUAAAACCUUAAUUUAAAACAGUCGUGGUCCAUCCCAAGAACUUUCAGUUUUAUCAUAACAGCUUUAAUAACAGUACUUUAAUAACAACAUUUUCAAGUGUGGGAAGUAACAAAGAAGAAAUACUUAUUCUGCAUGUUAGCUGUCCUUAAGUAAAUUUUUCUAAAAGUAGAUUCCCCAUCCAUGGACAUAAUUGGAGAGCUUUUUUUUUGGGUGUUGUCACCUGCAAGCGUGAGUUGUGGUGAAUGCAUCCUGCCACCACAAGAUUCUGGUAACAAAAAAAUCUCUAAACCCAAAAACGUAUCGUUCUUAUCAAGGGUGUGUGUUGACUGCUUGUAACCACUGUGGCCUUUGCCCUUUUAACACAUAAGUUAAGUGUAAAUAUUUUUUUCUACUACUGUAUUUCCUUCCGGGUGUCCCUUUUUGGGGGCCAAGGGCACCUGCCCCGUAAGGUACAUGUACUUGCUCGUAUAGAGUUGACAGCAAAAAUUGUUUUCAGCUUUUGCACUUGAAAAAAAAUCGUAGGCUCUGAAUCAAUGGACCGCUGUCUUGUGUGUCAUAGUGGUGUGAGAACACAGGUGAUGGGUGAAGCGUGAAGUUUUUUUUCCAUCGUUAAUUUAUCCGCUUGGUCUCAGGACUGUGGUGACGUCAUAGGAAACCUAUCAAUACCUGAACAUU